AGGCGGUCAUUUUCGUUCGGUUUUCUAGUUCUACCGGCACUGGCGGUACCGACGAGAAGACUCUGUUCGCCGGCGGAGAUUACGGCAGCAAUCAGUUAAUCAUAUGGUGAAAGGAGGGCAAAACCUUCCGGCAGAUGUGAGCCAAGUGAUCGAUCAGCUAGAGCGCCACUGCUUGGCGCCAGACGGGUCGCUGGUCUCCAAAUCUGCCUACUACGAUCUCCAGCUCGCGAGAGAGGAAAUGUCGAGAGAGAGACUGCGGUACUUGGAAGCAAUGGCAAUUUAUUGUGAAGCAAUUGCAAUGGUGGAAGAGUAUCAGCAGGCUGUCUCCGUGGCUAAUCUCGGAGGGAUUCGGGAUGUGCAGGGCCUAUACCCACAACUUGGCUUAAAGAACCCUCCUCAGGUUUAUGAGACUCUGGAGCACCGACUUGUUGUUGCUGAAGCAGCUCAAAGAUUAAGACUUCCGCUGAUAUCUAAAGAUGGGGAAAUUCAUGAGGAAGAGAUUGAAAAAUGGAGUAUAUUGUCACAAAGUUCACUUGAUAGUACCAGUACCAGUCUUACAAUCAGCUCAAGUUCAAUCUCGCUAAACUAUGCUAAUAGUUCAGCAAACAGUGCUGCAGCUGCAACAAGUAGUGCUAGUGAUGCGGUCGAACUGGGAGUUGGUGGUGUGCCUAAUCGCUUUCUUGGAAUAACACCUGCUUAUUUAUGGCAAACUCAGCUUCAACAGACUCCAUUGACAGUAGAUAUGACAGACUACCAAUUGUGUCUUGCACGAGAGAUCGAGGCACAAUUAAAUGCUAAGUGUGACAAGCUAGCAGAUGCCUUUGUUGAUGACAUUGAUUUAUCUUCUGGAAAUCAAAGUUCAAGCGCCCAGCUUCCAGAAAGGGUGAAGUUGAUGAUUGAAGAGAUAGAAAGGGAAGAAGCCGCUUUAAGGGAGGACCUAUAUUCUGCAGAUAGAAAAUUUGCGGAAUAUUACAAUGUCCUUGAGCAAAUACUGGGAGUGCUCAUUAAGCUUGUCAAAGAUUUGAAGUUGCAACAUCAACAUAAAUAUGAUGAAUUACAAAAGACAUGGUUGUGCAAACGUUGUGAAACUAUGAGUGCAAAACUGAGGGUUUUGGAGCAUGUUCUCUUGCUUGAAACUUAUACUCGUGAGUCAAUACCAGCAUUACAUAAACUAAGAAAUUACCUUGUUGAAGCUACGGAAGAAGCUUCAGCUGCUUAUAAUAAAGCGGUCACACGUCUCCGUGAAUACCAAGGUGUAGAUCCUCAUUUUGACACAAUUGCAAGACAGUACCAUGAUAUUGUGAAGAAACUGGAAAACAUGCAAUGGACUAUCCACCAAGUCGAGAUGGACCUCAAACGCUUACCAGAUCAUCCGAGCUCUUGAGAUUCUGAUUCCAUUUGGUUUUACCUGUUGAAAAUUAUGUACUUCUAUUGUAAUAGAGCUCAAAUCAAACUACUCGAUGCGCCAGCCUGUUGACUGUUGCGUGUUCUAUUGAAUAAUGAAUACCAAUAGAUAUGCCCUGCGUUC
Molecule: messenger RNA, 1528 nt
Organism: Rubroshorea leprosula
Lineage: Eukaryota; Viridiplantae; Streptophyta; Magnoliopsida; Malvales; Dipterocarpaceae
Source: the annotation of a GenBank genome assembly